Molecule: messenger RNA, 1938 nt
Organism: Morus notabilis
Lineage: Eukaryota; Viridiplantae; Streptophyta; Magnoliopsida; Rosales; Moraceae
Product: aldehyde dehydrogenase family 2 member C4-like
Exons: 9
Coding region: 156-1739 (527 amino acids)
Molecular function (GO): aldehyde dehydrogenase (NAD+) activity
Source: RefSeq, a predicted model, not a curated record
UCUCUUUUGUUGAUUAAUUAUAUUACAUCAUAUCGAAUUAUCAUAUUGCUUUCAUGAUGGGUGUAAAAUUCAACUAGAAAUUCAAGAGAGAGAAACUAUUGUUUCUAGUAAGGAAAGAGAAACAGAAACGCAAGGAUUGGAGGAGAGAGAAAGAAAUGGGAAGUCAUGGUACUAGUGAGUCUUUUGUUAAGAUGGCGACAAUAAAAUUCACGAAGCUGUUCAUCAAUGGAGAAUUUGUUGAUUCAGUUUCAGGAAAAGUAUUUGAGACGAGAGAUCCUAGAAAUGGGGAGGUAAUAGCAAAUAUUGCAGAAGGAGACAAGGAUGACGUUGACUUGGCCGUGAAAGCCGCACGUGCCGCUUUCGACCGUGGUCCUUGGCCUCGCAUGCCUGGCUAUGAAAGGGCAAGGAUUAUGAUGAAGUUUGCAGACCUAAUCGAUCAAAACAUUGAAGAACUAGCCACUCUGGAUACCCUUGAUGCUGGGAAAUUGUUUAGUUCAUUAAAGAACUUUGAAAUACCCGGGACAGCGAAAUUUCUCCGGUACUAUGCCGGUGCAGCCGAUAAAAUCCACGGUGAGGUGCUGAAAAUGUCACGCCCGCUUCAGGCCUACACAUUGCUCGAACCCAUUGGGGUUGUAGGACACAUCAUUCCCUGGAAUUUCCCGAGCAGCAUUUUUUUCACAAAGACAAGCCCCGCCUUGGCCGCAGGAUGCACCAUGGUCGUCAAACCUGCCGAGCAAACUCCACUCUCCGCUCUCUAUUAUGCUCAUUUGGCUAAGCUGGUAUCUAUGCAUAUGACAAAUGGGGUUAUUUUUACCUAUGCCCCAACUACAAGGCUUGUCACACUUUUGCUUGAAGACCAUUUUGCUGGCAUACCUGAUGGAGUGCUCAAUGUCAUAACCGGGUUUGGACCAACUGCGGGUGCUGCCAUCAGCUCGCAUAUGGACAUUGACAUGGUUAGUUUUACUGGUUCAACAGAGGUAGGGCGCGAAAUCAUGAAGGCAGCAGCAAUGAGCAAUUUGAAACCAGUUGCACUAGAAUUAGGAGGCAAGUCGCCUAUCUUAAUUUUUGACGAUGCUGAUAUUGAUAUGGCCUCUGAGCUCGCUCUUCUCGGGUUCUGUUUUAACAAGGGAGAAGUGUGCACGGCGGGUUCUCGUUUGUAUGUUCAAGAAGGGAUUUAUGAUGAAUUUGUGAAGAAAUUAGUCGCGAAGGCAAAAGCAUGGACUGUUGGAGAUCCUUUUGACCCUAAUGUUCGCCACGGACCCCAGGUUGACAAGGUGCAGUUUGAGAAAAUCCUGAGCUAUAUUGAGCAUGGAAAAAGAGAAGGCGCCACUUUGUUAACCGGUGGUAAGCCAGUAGGUAACAAGGGUUACUACAUUGAGCCAACCAUAUUCACUGAUGUUAAGGAAGACAUGUUGAUUGUAAAGGAUGAAAUAUUUGGUCCUGUUGUGGUGCUCAUGAAGUUCAAGACUAUCGAGGAGGCGAUACAGAGAGCAAACGACACGAAAUACGGACUAGCAGCAGGUGUUGUCACAAAGGACUUGAAUGUGGCCAACACUGCUUCAAGAUCAAUCCGUGCCGGCACCAUAUGGAUCAAUUGCUACUCUGCAUUAGAAAGGGAUUGCCCUUUUGGCGGAUAUAAGAUGAGCGGGUUUGGGAAAGAUCUCGGCUUGGAGGCCCUCCACAAGUAUCUCCAAGUGAAAUCUGUUAUAACUCCUAUAUAUAACUCUCCUUGGCUCUGAGCUAAUACAUCGAUGGACAGCGAAUUUAUUUUAUUCUUGUUCCUUUCAUUUUUCCCCUCUGUUUGUUCAUAUAUGGAAAAAAAAAAAUGCACGGGUGUGCUGAAGGCUUAAAUGUUAUAGGGAAUAAGGGUAAACUUUGAUUUUGCUUUGUAUAUUUGUCUGGUACUAAGCUUGUAUACUAUGCAAAACUGCUUACAUG